AUGGGUCUCCUGCAGGAGGUCGCAGGACCAUUGUCGGACCAGUUCCAGAAUCUGGGAACUGGUCUGCAGGUCACCGUCGGCUUUUUCGCCGUCAUCGUCCUCUCCGUCGUCCUCAAUGUCUUGUCCCAGGCCCUCUUCAAGAACGCCAACGAGCCUCCUCUGGUCUUCCACUGGUUCCCCUUCGUCGGCAGCACCAUCACAUAUGGCAUGGACCCCCCGACCUUCUUCAAGGUCAACCGUGAAAAGUAUGGUGAUAUCUUCACUUUCGUCCUCCUUGGCAAGAGAACCACCGUCGCCGUCGGCCCCCAGGGCAACGACUUCAUUCUCAACGGCAAGCUCAAGGAUGUGAACGCCGAGGAGAUCUACACCGUCUUGACCACUCCUGUCUUUGGACGCGACGUCGUCUACGACUGCCCCAACGCCAAGCUCAUGGAGCAGAAGAAGUUCAUGAAGAUCGCCCUGACCACCGAGGCCUUCCGCUCCUACGUCCCUAUCAUCGCCGACGAGGUUUCCAACUACUUCAAGCGCAACCCUGACUUCAAGGCCAACUCCGGCGUUGUCAACCUGCCUCCGAAGAUGGCCGAGAUCACCAUUUUCACCGCUUCCCACGCGCUCCAGGGUGCCGAGAUCCGCAACAAGUUCGACGAGACCCUCGCUGCUCUGUACCACGACCUCGACAUGGGCUUCACCCCCAUCAACUUCACCCUGCACUGGGCGCCUCUCCCCUGGAACAAGAAGCGCGAUCACGCCCAGCGCACCGUUGCUCAGAUCUACAUGGACGCCAUCAAGGACCGCCGCGACAACGGCCGCACUGACGGUCUUGACAUCAUGUCCCACCUUAUGAACUCCACCUACAAGAACGGCACCAAGGUUCCCGACCACGAAAUCGCCCACAUGAUGAUCGCUCUCCUCAUGGCCGGUCAGCACUCUUCGUCUUCCACCAGCUCCUGGAUCAUGCUCCGUCUCGCCCAGUACCCCCAGAUCAUGGAGGAGCUCUACCAGGAGCAAGUCCGCGUUCUCGGUGCCGAUCUGCCUCCCCUGAAGUACGAGGACCUCGCAAAGCUGCCCCUCAACCAGGCCAUCAUCAAGGAGACCCUCCGCCUGCACGCUCCCAUCCACUCCAUCAUGCGCGCCGUCAAGUCUCCCAUGCCCGUCCCCGGCACCAAGUUCGUUAUCCCCACCAGCCACACCCUUCUCGCCGCCCCCGGAGUCUCUGGAACCGAUCCCGCCUACUUCCCCAACCCCGAGGUCUGGGACCCCCACCGCUGGGAGGCCGACUCUCCCAACGCCCCGAAGAUUGGCGGCAAGGAUGCCGAGGACGAGGAGAAGGUUGAUUACGGUUACGGUCUGGUCAGCAAGGGUGCCGCGUCGCCCUACCUGCCCUUCGGCGCCGGCCGUCACCGUUGCAUCGGCGAGCAGUUUGCCAACGUGCAGCUGCAGACCAUUACCGCCAUGAUCGUCAGAGAAUUCAAGUUCCGCAACGCCGACGGCAGCGACAAGCUCAUCGGCACAGACUAUGCCUCUCUCUUCUCACGGCCUCUGGAGCCUGCCAACAUUUACUGGGAGAAGCGUGAGGCGUAA
This is a messenger RNA of Colletotrichum aenigma, 1581 nucleotides long. Its product is annotated as Eburicol 14-alpha-demethylase. Lineage: Eukaryota; Fungi; Ascomycota; Sordariomycetes; Glomerellales; Glomerellaceae. The coding region runs from base 1 to 1581 and encodes 526 amino acids. Gene Ontology annotation, molecular function: heme binding; monooxygenase activity; oxidoreductase activity, acting on paired donors, with incorporation or reduction of molecular oxygen. The record is from RefSeq and is a predicted model, not a curated record. Gene Ontology annotation, biological process: ergosterol biosynthetic process. The transcript has 3 exons.